AUGUCGGGGAAUAGAGAACAAGUUUUUCCAACAAGAAUGACACUUGGGGUCAUGAAGACUAAAUUAAAAGGUGCCAAUCAAGGGUAUUCUCUUUUGAAACGCAAAUCCGAAGCUUUAACCAAAAGAUUUCGUGACAUUACUAAAAGAAUCGAUGAUGCUAAACAAAAAAUGGGUCGUGUGAUGCAGACUGCUGCGUUUUCCUUGGCAGAAGUUCAAUAUGCCACUGGUGAAAACAUUGGCUAUCAAGUUCAGGAAAGUGUUUCUAAUGCCAGAUUUAAAGUUAAGGCCCGUCAAGAGAAUGUUAGUGGUGUCUACUUACCACAAUUUGAAUCAUAUAUCGAAUCCGAAAUAAACGAUUUCAAACUAACAGGGUUAGGUCGUGGUGGCCAACAAGUUCAACGUGCUAAGGAAAUUUAUUCGAAGGCUGUAGAAACUUUAGUAGAAUUAGCUUCCUUACAAACUGCAUUUAUUAUCUUGGAUGAAGUUAUUAAAGUUACUAAUAGAAGAGUCAAUGCCAUCGAACAUGUUAUUAUCCCAAGAACUAAAAAUACCAUUGACUAUAUUAAUAGUGAACUGGAUGAAUUAGAUAGAGAAGAAUUUUAUAGAUUAAAGAAGGUUCAAGAAAAGAAACAGAUUGAAACCGAGAGACUAGACGCAGAAAUGAAACUAAAAAGAGAACAAAUGGAAAAGGAGGAGGCCGAAAAAGGUAUAAAUAAGACUACUUCAUCUGCUCAACCUGCCACUGAUUUAGUAGCAGAUCAAGAGGAUGAUGUCAUUUUCUAA
Molecule: messenger RNA, 783 nt
Organism: Henningerozyma blattae CBS 6284
Lineage: Eukaryota; Fungi; Ascomycota; Saccharomycetes; Saccharomycetales; Saccharomycetaceae
Gene: VMA8
Product: H(+)-transporting V1 sector ATPase subunit D
Exons: 1
Coding region: 1-783 (260 amino acids)
Biological process (GO): vacuolar acidification
Cellular component (GO): vacuolar proton-transporting V-type ATPase complex; fungal-type vacuole membrane
Molecular function (GO): proton-transporting ATPase activity, rotational mechanism
Source: RefSeq, a predicted model, not a curated record